This is a messenger RNA of Hippoglossus stenolepis (Pacific halibut), 850 nucleotides long. RefSeq names its product golgin subfamily A member 6-like protein 22. The transcript has 3 exons. The record is from RefSeq and is a predicted model, not a curated record. The coding region runs from base 218 to 850 and encodes 210 amino acids. NCBI's taxonomy places the organism in Eukaryota, Metazoa, Chordata, Actinopteri, Pleuronectiformes, Pleuronectidae.
CUGAACAACCAUUAAGUAGACGACAGCUGCACGAGAAUCUUCUUUCUGAAAACGUCCUUAAACCACCACAGACGACGUCAGUAGACAAGUGCUUCACAGCAAAUAUACUUUACAACAACUCUGUUACACUGGAACACUUGCGUUCACACAAUACGAUAAGAUAAGAUAAGAUUAUCUUUAUUGAUCAACAUCACCAGGGAAAUUCACUUCAUCCAACAUGGAGAGGAUCAACUGCUCUGGAGACAAAUCACUUGAACAAAUGCUGUCUGAAGGAACUCAGGCCUUCAGCCGAGCCGCCCGCCGAGUCCUCCGUGCCACCGGCCGAGCCGCCCGAGUCCUCCGUGCCACUGGCCGAGCCGCCCAACGAGUCCUCCGUGGAGCCCUCCACCGAGCCCGUCGCUUUGCCCCAACAUCAAUAGCCAGAGUAGAAAAGUUGGAGAAGGACAUCAAAGAUCUGAAGAUGACGAUGAAAGUGAUUGUGGAAGAAAAAUUCUCCCUGAGCUCCGAUCUUCAGCUCCAGCCCCCGGAGAACAUGAUAGUGGAAAGCGACUGGAAGGUGAAAUUUGAAGCUCUGCAGGACCAGCUCACGGAGACAGAGGAGAAGUUGUUUGCUGAGCAGGAAAAAGUGAAAUAUCUGACCCAGCAGAACACUGAGCUUCAGGAACUCACCUUGAAGACCGAUGAGAACAAGGAGAAAAAGCAGGAGACGAAAGAGAGAGAAGGGACAGAAGAAGAGAAAGAACAAGGAGAAGAAGGAAAGCGAUGGGACAGAGAGCAGGACCAACCAUCCCCUCGUCCUGACUCCCCCCCUCCCCCCGCUCCCUGUAACACACCAUCCAGCAGUGCCUGA